Messenger RNA from Aspergillus ochraceoroseus IBT 24754, 2003 nucleotides. RefSeq names its product BCS1 and AAA domain-containing protein. The record is from RefSeq and is a predicted model, not a curated record. The coding region runs from base 73 to 1920 and encodes 615 amino acids. Gene Ontology annotation, cellular component: mitochondrial inner membrane. Gene Ontology annotation, biological process: mitochondrial respiratory chain complex III assembly; protein insertion into mitochondrial inner membrane from matrix. NCBI's taxonomy places the organism in Eukaryota, Fungi, Ascomycota, Eurotiomycetes, Eurotiales, Aspergillaceae. Gene Ontology annotation, molecular function: ATP binding; ATP hydrolysis activity. The transcript has a single exon.
AACCCCCCCCCCCCCCCCCCCCAUUUUAUGGCGUUAGGGAACCCAGUCUUCGCACCUAAUCUGGGAAAUAUCAUGAACACCAACAACAACAUGAAUUCCACCAUGAAUUCUACCCCGGGCUUAAACCCCUCUGACACUGCGAUGCUGGAGGUGUUCAUCCCCGGGUACGCUAUGAUCUCACGCUUCCUCAUCUCAUAUCUUCACAUUGACCUGUCCCUGUACAUCCCCUACCUCGUUACUGCGGCUGUCCUGGGCGCCGCAGGACGCUAUGUCUUUUACCAGGUUCGAGAGCUGCUAGAAGAACACUGCGUCUCUACAGCCGAAAUCCGUCGUGAAGAUGAAGUCUACAGCUACCUCAUGUUUUGGCUUUCCCAGCAACCCUUCACAAACCACACCACCCAUUUCGUCGCCGGAACAAAGAUCAGCGGGACAUCGAGCUACUACGACUCCGAGGACGAUGACGGCUGGGGCGAGUCUGACGAGUACGAUGAAGAGGGAAAUGUCAUUGUCGAUUUUGACGAAUACUGGGCUAAGGCGGUGGCACGAGACAAGCAUAAGCGUCUCCGGUUCACCCCCUCCGAGGGCACCCACUACUUCUGGUUCAAUGGACGGCCUCUGGCUUUCAUCCGGCAGAAGGACGAGAACAACAGCAGCAAUUAUUACUCCGCCAGGGUUUCGGAGCGACUGUUUGUCUCCUGUAUUGGGCGCGACCCCACGAUCCUCAAGGAGCUGCUCCUCGAGGCCCAGCGCACCUACGUCGCCCGGGACAACAACAGCACCGUCAUCUACCGCGGCCAGAAGAGCGGCGGAUACACGGAGUGGGGACGCUGCAUGGCACGCGCGCCUCGGGCUCUCUCCACCGUCGUGCUGGACCCUGCCCAGAAACAGAGCUUUAUUGACGAUAUCAAGGAGUACCUUCACCCCCGCACCCGCCGAUGGUAUUCCAACCGUGGUAUCCCCUACCGCCGGGGAUAUCUCCUCCAUGGGCCCCCCGGCACAGGAAAGACCAGUCUUUGCUUCGCUGCAUCAGGCUUGCUGGGACUCCAACUCUACCUGCUUAACCUCAGCUCCAAGAGCCUCGACGAAGACGAACUCAUGGCCCUCUUCCAGGAACUCCCUCGCCGAUGCAUUGUGCUGCUCGAGGAUGUCGACUGCGCCGGCAUGUCCCACAAACGCAGCGACGAACCCGGGGCCGACUCCGAAGAAAAGAAAGCCGCAACGGCAGGCGACUCUUCCUCCUCUGGCUCCCCCCCUUCUUCUUCUUCUUCAUCAUCAUCCUCAGGGGAGACGACGAGUGUCCUCGAGAAAGUCGGCGUCUCGCUUUCGGGUCUCUUGAACGUCAUUGACGGCGUUGCCGCCUGCGAAGGCCGCAUCCUCGUCAUGACCACUAACCACCCGGAGAAACUCGACCCUGCGCUCAUCCGCCCGGGCCGAGUCGAUAUGUCCAUUGCCUUUGGCUACUCCACCUCCGACGACAUCAAGGAACUGUUCUCUGCUAUCUACUCCACGCUUGAGGGUGACCUGCGCGCGUCCCGCACCAACGGGGCGUCCAAGACGCUGCGCUUUGUGGCGGAUAAGAAAGCGCGGUUCUCCCAGGAGCAGGUCUGCGCGUGGGCCUUGGAGUUUGCGGCGGUUGUCCCAGCCGGGGAGUUUACUCCUGCUGAGAUCCAGGGGUAUUUGUUGAAUCACAAGACGGACCCGGAGAGGGCAAUUAGCGCCGCGGGGAAGUGGGUUGACGAGCUUCGGGCGAAGAAGCAAGAGGGGGAUAAGAAGGAGAAGACUGAAAGUAAGACUGAAAGUAAGACUGAGCAGAAGUCUGACACGGUCGAAGAGAAGACUGAGAAGGCCGAGGAGACUGAGGAGAAGAGCGGAAAAGGUGAAGAAAAGUCUCAAGAUGCAUCUGAAGACACUUCUACUUGACUAAUAAUUAGAGACACCUUGCAUCAACAAACCUAGAUAUAGAUACCCCAGAUGAUACUAGUAAUACAUCAUUGCAUUUUGAU